UGCCUGUUGCCAGGGGUUUGACUAUCUGCUGCAAAGGUAGUUUGCAUGAUAUCUGGAAGAGAAGAAUGAUAUCAGAAUGAUUUCUGCGAGAAGGGUGGCAGAAAAAUAUCCGUUGCAUUAUUUGGUUUGGCAUAAUAGAUACAAGGAUCUGGAAAAGGAACUUAGCACCAAGCAGGUUGACAUUGAACAACUUGACCCAAGAGGUCGGACUUCAUUGCACCUUGCUGUUACGCUUGGAUACCUGGAGUGUACAAGAGUAUUACUAAAACAUGGCGCUGAUGUUAGUAAGGAAAAUCGUAAUGGAUGGACAGGUCUCCAAGAGGCAAUAAGUACAGGGGACCUGGAGCUGGUGCAACUUGUCCUUCGAUAUCGCGAUUACCAAAGAUCUAUUAAACGACUGUCAGGGAUCCCUUGUCUAUUAGAGAAACUCCGUCAGGCACAGGACUUUUAUGUUGAAAUGAAAUGGGAGUUUACAAGCUGGGGAAUAAAGGAAGAGGAUUUCAUUUUAUUGGGAGGUGAUAAAGAAGUAUGCUGGUUAGUAGAUGGUAUGGGGCUUUGUUCGGCUGAUGUGUGGCAUUACAAGAAAUCCAGAUUAUUGAUGUCUUGGCAGCCAAACAUUCAGGCUAUCUGGAAAUUUGAAGACAACUGUGCAGUUGUAAUGGAGAUUGACCACGAUCGACAGAUGGUUUACUCGGAAACUCUGUCGCUGGCUAAUUAUGACCGGGACAUGCUGUUGGCUGCCGUGCAGCCCUCAGAGGAACAGGUGGCAAGCCGUCUCACCACCCCCAUCGUCACUACACAACUAGAUACCAAGAACAUCUCGUUCGAAAGAAAUAAAUCUGGAAUCCUGGGCUGGAGAAGUGAGAAGACCGAGAUAAUAAAUGGAUAUGAGUCCAAGGUUUAUGGAGCUUCCAACGUGGAACUAGUUACUCGGACAAGAACGGAGCAUCUGUCAGACCAGAACAAGAGUAAAAGCAAGGGGCACCGGCGACACAAACCUGUUUCAUCAGCGUCCACUCUGUUGGUCCACCAACGAGUUAUCUCACCGAGCAGCCAGAAGAUCAGAAGCAGUAAAACACCUCUCCAGUCUUUCCUGGGCAUUGCAGAACAACAUGUUGGACCACACAAUGGGGCAUUCAUUACUCAGACAUUCAGCAGUACCAAUCCAACAUCCAUUACUCCAGAGGAAUACUUCAACCUGAGCUUUGACCUGGGAAGUCGAGAUAUUGGACGUUCCAUGGAGCUCACCACCAAAACACAGAAGUUCAAAGCAAAACUCUGGCUGUGUGAGGAUCACCCACUUUCCCUCUCUGAGCAGGUAGCUCCCAUCAUCGAUCUAAUGGCAAUAAGCAAUGCACUUUUUGCUAAACUUAGGGACUUCAUCACUCUUCGGCUCCCCCCAGGAUUUCCAGUCAAAAUAGAAAUUCCAAUUUUUCACAUCUUGAACGCUCGUAUCACCUUUGGGAACCUGAAUGGCAGCGAUGAACCUGUAACCUCCAUCAGGAACAGUCCUACCAGUGAGGCUCCAUCUCCCAGCAGUGAUACGUCCAGUGUGAGCAGCUCCAGCUCCAUGACUUCGUGUCGUGGCUGUGAUAUGGACCCAGCACUCUUUGAAGUACCCAGAGGCUACACUGUGGUUGGCAGCAACCGGGAUUCUCUGAGGGAAGAGGAUGACGACCUCUUGCAGUUCGCUAUUCAGCAGAGUCUGCUGGAAGCGGGCACUGAAUAUGACCAGGUGACCAUCUGGGAAGCACUGACCAACAGCAAGCCAGGAACACGCCCGAUGACGUGUGAGGAUAGAAAAGGAGAAAGAACACCACAACAUAAUAUUCUCAGUCAGCCCAGCACCCAGCACAUACCCAGCAACCAACUAUACCCCAACUAUGAUGAGCAGCUGCGACUGGCUAUGGAACUCUCUACAAAGGAGCAAGAGGAAGUAGAGAAACGUAAACGGCAGGAGGAGGAAGAAUUGGAACGCAUUAUUCAACUUUCACUCACUGAGAAAUAGUA
Rhincodon typus (whale shark) is the source of this 2010-nucleotide messenger RNA. RefSeq names its product ankyrin repeat domain 13B (gene ankrd13b). Gene Ontology annotation, molecular function: protein binding. Lineage: Eukaryota; Metazoa; Chordata; Chondrichthyes; Orectolobiformes; Rhincodontidae. The transcript has 17 exons. The coding region runs from base 77 to 2008 and encodes 643 amino acids. The record is from RefSeq and is a predicted model, not a curated record. Gene Ontology annotation, cellular component: cytoplasm.